Molecule: messenger RNA, 1661 nt
Organism: Vespa velutina
Lineage: Eukaryota; Metazoa; Arthropoda; Insecta; Hymenoptera; Vespidae
Gene: mts
Product: serine/threonine-protein phosphatase 2A catalytic subunit alpha isoform
Exons: 7
Coding region: 174-1103 (309 amino acids)
Biological process (GO): peptidyl-serine dephosphorylation; mitotic cell cycle
Cellular component (GO): cytosol
Molecular function (GO): protein serine/threonine phosphatase activity
Source: RefSeq, a predicted model, not a curated record
CCAUCAGCAUUCGUGCUCGGCCAUUUUGUGAGUGUGUGCUCGAUAGGAAUAUUUGUAUUGAGAAGCUUUUGUAGUCAAACCGAAUGAUUUAGUUUACAGAUAAGCUUAUUUAGCGUUAUAUUAUAUGUGCUAAAAGUGUAUUAUAUUUUUCGGAUAUUGUGUAAAUCUAUAAAAUGGAGGAAAAGGCGUCACUGAAAGAACUUGAUCAGUGGAUAGAACAGUUAAAUGACUGCAAACAACUGACAGAAAGCCAAGUGAAAACUCUAUGCGACAAGGCAAAAGAGAUCUUAGCUAAAGAAUCAAACGUACAAGAAGUAAAAUGUCCAGUAACUGUGUGUGGCGAUGUACAUGGGCAAUUCCAUGACUUAAUGGAAUUAUUUAGAAUAGGAGGUAAAUCUCCAGACACAAAUUACCUAUUUAUGGGUGAUUAUGUUGAUCGUGGCUACUACUCUGUUGAAACAGUUACUUUGCUUGUUGCAUUAAAGGUGAGAUAUCGUGAAAGAAUAACAAUUCUGCGUGGUAAUCAUGAAUCUAGACAAAUCACACAAGUAUAUGGAUUCUAUGAUGAAUGCUUACGUAAAUAUGGAAAUGCCAAUGUAUGGAAGUUUUUUACGGAUUUAUUUGAUUACUUACCACUGACUGCAUUGGUUGACGGUCAAAUAUUUUGUUUACAUGGUGGACUAUCACCUUCAAUUGAUACCUUAGAUCACAUAAGAGCUUUAGAUCGUCUUCAAGAGGUCCCACAUGAGGGUCCAAUGUGUGAUUUGCUAUGGUCAGAUCCCGAUGACAGAGGAGGAUGGGGUAUUUCUCCUCGAGGAGCAGGAUAUACAUUUGGUCAAGAUAUAUCAGAAACAUUUAAUCAUUCAAAUGGUCUCACAUUGGUAUCAAGAGCUCAUCAAUUGGUUAUGGAAGGAUAUAAUUGGUGUCAUGAUCGUAAUGUUGUAACUAUUUUCUCUGCUCCUAAUUAUUGCUAUCGUUGUGGCAAUCAAGCUGCAAUUAUGGAACUAGAUGAUGCUUUGAAGUAUUCAUUCCUUCAAUUUGAUCCAGCACCAAGACGUGGAGAGCCACAUGUCACUAGGCGGACACCAGACUACUUCCUAUAAAAAGUUCAAUUUUAAGGAAGUAGUUGCCAAGCAAGUGUUUAUAAGCUUAAAAUGUAAAAAGUAAUAGUAGAAAUUACUAAAAAGGUAUUUAUACAAAAAUAGAAGUUUAUAAUAAUGCACGUAGCAAAGUUACAAAAGAUAAAGGAAGUACCACUCAUACAAUCUUAUUUUCAUUUACGGUAUAAGUGCUUUAUAAUAAAAUUAGUAAGCCAUAUCCUGUGUAUGUGUAGUUUUUAAAUUUUAUUAUUUUUCAUAAUUUAACAUGGGACUUAUUUGACUAAAAUGAUUAUAUAAGAUAUUUUUAAAGCAUGCCUUACAAACAUGUCCAUGUUACACAGCCUAUAUAAAAUACAUAAUAAAAAAGAUGUAUAAUAUAUAUUGCAUUCAAUAAUUAAUUAAUAAUAUGAUUGAUGAUAACAGUCUUAGAUUAUAUUACAGAAAGUUUAUAUUUACAUUAUUAUAAUAAGAAAAUGUAUAUUGAUGUGUUUUAUUUAAUCUUAAUAAAUAUAACCAAUUUGUAUGAAAUUUAACAAUACUUAAUUUGGUUAUUAUGAAUAA